CUCAUACGUUGCAAGUUCGGAAAAGAAGAAGAAAUGUCUAUUUAUUUGUUAUGUUUGACAACAAAUGGCGGUUUGCCGGUGUUUACACGCAAAAAGGGAGAGUGCGAAAAUCUGCCCUUCUCCACAGUGGCCUCUUUGAACGGCUUUCACAUGUUCUUCAAAUCGCUGGGCAUUCAACUGGAGGCCACGACGACCAGCAAACAGCAGCCCAGUCAGAACCUGGCUCCCGCAGAUGCGGAGGAGUGGACGUACAUCUGGCGGGACAGCGACGCCAUAACCCUGAUCGUCUGCGGUUGCGGCGUGGGAUCGGAGCAGCUGCUCCAGACGCUGGCAGAUCUGGUCUUCGGGGCCAUUGGCAUGUUUAUCACCCGUGCCGCGGAAAUGGCGCAUGCCACGCUGCUAGAGCGGCUAAAGAAGGACGCCAAGAAGUAUGUGCCCAUUGUGGACGCCAUUCUGGAGGCGGCAUGCGCGGGCACACAGCUCCUGGGCUACACGGACUGUCUGCUGGCGGCGGAGAACGCCCAAUUGCUGCAGUGCCUUAACGAAUUCAGUGGCCACUGCGGAUCGCUCUUCUGCUGCCUGGUGGUGGGUCACCGCAUCGCCGUGGCCACUGAGGGCUGGUGGGAUCUGGCCACUCGCGACCGGGAACUGCUGUUAUUCCUUCUAAACUCAUCGAGCACGCUGCAACACGAUGUGCCCGUCUAUCUGCCCGUGAAGAGUCCCCACAUAGCCUAUCGAUUCGUCAGCAUUCCUGUGGCCUCCAACAGUGCUUUGUGUGUGCUGUGCGGCGCUGAGAAUGCCUCGUUCCGAGAGCUGCAUGCCCAUGCCAUGAGUGCCUAUCGGAAUGAGAGCAACCUCCUGGCGGCCGCCGAGCGCUGUGUGCCGCGCAGCCUGCCAGAGCACCUGGACAUCGAUGGCAAUGUGUUGGCCAUCAUUCUGAUCAACAGACACUCGCGGAAAAGCCUGUUUACCAGGAAUCUCAACCAGUCGGCCAGUGUCAAGCGCAUCAUUGUGGGCGACCUGCAGCGCCUGGACAUACUUAAAAAGUUCUUUGAUCAGACCAUGGAUGCAGUGCAUCAGUUUGAAGCGGAGUCUUCGACCAACAAAGCACUUUUGGUGGACCAAUAUAGCUGCUCGGACUAUCACAAGUGCUAUGCCCACACGGAUGAGCUAGGAAAUGUCCUGUUUCUGCUGUUCGUGGCAGCUGUGCCCUCGCACGCUAUGAGAUUUCUGGCUCAACGUAUCCAUGAUAACAUACUCCAGGAAAAGUCUGUAUGCUGGUAAACCGUCCUUCCUUCCUGAAUUCUAUAAGACUGAUAUUUUUCUACCAAUUUUAAUUGGCAUGAGGUAAUUUUUUACGCUGUAAGCUAGUAAGCUAGUAUUAGCUACAUACAUAUGUAUGUUUAUUCAUAUUACUGAAACAAAUUAUACUGCAAUGGCAUUGAUGACCGUCCCUAUAAACAAAUACUAUUUAUUUAAAUUCUUUUCCAUUAUUAAAUUGAAUUUUAGCCUAGAAAAUGAAAUGUCCAACUGUGUAAUGUUGGUUCUUUUGAAUAAUAAGUUAUAUUAUUAGCCCAGCGCACAAUUAAAUAAAUG
Messenger RNA from Drosophila suzukii, 1596 nucleotides. It is a transcript of the gene fy, whose product is annotated as fuzzy planar cell polarity protein-like protein. The record is from RefSeq and is a predicted model, not a curated record. Gene Ontology annotation, biological process: non-motile cilium assembly; vesicle-mediated transport. Lineage: Eukaryota; Metazoa; Arthropoda; Insecta; Diptera; Drosophilidae.